This is a messenger RNA of Zonotrichia albicollis (white-throated sparrow), 6397 nucleotides long. The record is from RefSeq and is a predicted model, not a curated record. Lineage: Eukaryota; Metazoa; Chordata; Aves; Passeriformes; Passerellidae.
CAAGGAGAGCUCAACUCCUUCCUCUGGACCAUUCGCCGUGACCCCCCCGCUUAUCUCUUCGGCACCAUCCACGUGCCCUACACGCGAGUUUGGGACUUCAUCCCUGACAACUCCAAGGCCGCCUUCCACGCCAGCUCCAGCGUGUACUUCGAGCUGGACCUGACGGACCCGUACACCAUCUCGGGGCUGGCCAGCUGCCAGAUGCUGCCCCACGGGGAGAACCUGCAGGACGUGCUGCCCCGGGAGCUGUACCGCCGCCUCAAACGCCACCUGGACUACAUCAAGCUGAUGCUGCCCCACUGGAUGACCCCGGACCAGCGGGGCAAAGGGCUCUAUGCCGACUACCUCUUCAACGCCAUCGCCGGGAACUGGGAGCGCAAGAGGCCCGUCUGGGUGAUGCUCAUGGUGAACUCCUUGACGGAGACGGACAUCCGCUCCAGAGGGGUGCCGGUGCUCGAUCUCUACCUCGCCCAGGAGGCCGAGAGGAUGAAGAAGAAGACGGGUGCGGUGGAGCGGGUGGAGGAGCAGUGUCACCCGCUGAACGGGCUCAACUUCUCCCAGGUGCUGUUUGCUCUAAACCAGACUCUGCUGCAACACGAAAGCCUCCGAGCAGGGAGUUUGCAGGCCCCUUACACCACUGAGGAUCUCAUCAAGCACUACAACUGUGGAGACCUGAAUGCUGUGAUAUUCAACCAUGACACUUCUCAGGUGCCAAACUUCAUCAACACAACACUCCCACCCCACGAGCAGGUGACAGCUCAGGAAAUAGACAGCUACUUCAGACAGGAGCUCAUCUACAAAAGGAAUGAGAGGAUGGGGAGAAGAGUGAUGUCACUUCUAAGGGAGAACAGAGACAAGAGCUUCUUCUUUGCCUUUGGAGCAGGUCACUUCCUGGGUAACAACACUGUGAUUGAUGUACUGAGACAAGCAGGAUUUGAAGUGGAGCACACCCCUCCUGGACAACCAAUUGGAAAUUCAAGGACAACAAAGACAAGCCCAGCCUUGGAGGGACUCUCAGUGACUGCCCUGCCCCCUGUCCAGCUUUCUGAGCAGGUCCCACUGGCAUCUCCUUCCCUGAAGCCACAGCAGAUGGAGGAAGAAGACAGCCUGUCUCCUCACCUCCUGCUGCCCGACAGCAUCAGCCAGCUGGAGGAGUUUGGCAGGCAGAAGAAAUGGCACAAGAAGCAGCACAAGCACCAUCGCCAGAGGCAGUUCAAUGACCUCUGGGUUCGGAUAGAAGACAGCACCACCACGUUGCCUUCCUAUAUCAGGAUAACCAAUGGCUACAUCACAGUCAAGCCUCCCAUCUGGAUUUCCAACCAGCUGGAUCAGAGGCCGCGUCCCGAGCGCCCAUCCCAGCCCCAGCCCACGAGCUCAGCCCCAGCCAGCCUCUCCUGGCCAUCAGUAACAGUUCCUCUCUGCAUGGCCAUAGCUUCCUUUCUCCUGAGCCUGCUGCAGCCCUCCUGACCACAUUAUAUCACAUGCAAUCCCUUGGAAUAGAGAGAUAAUUUAUGAACAAAUUGGAGUUUAAGACAACAGUUACAAGCUGGACCUUCUCAGUGACUCAGUAGUGCCUUCUAGCUGAUUUUGUCUCUUUGCCCAGAUACAUUUUGAAACUCUAAAGCUUUAUUGUAACACUGACUUACAUCUUCUUUUUGUAGAAGGAUCUUUAUUUCCCAUAGUGCUAUGGGGUUUUGUAAAAUAUACAUGUUCAUAUAAAGAAAAAAAAAAGAAAAAGAAAAAUGUAUUUAUUCGACUGGUAAACUUAUUUUUCUUGUUGUAUAUGUUAAUAACAUCCCUAUUAAUCAGUAGCGAUGGUGAAACAGAUAAAUUAAUAUUUUCUAUAUUUGUUUUCUGACAACUCUGCAAAUGUCUGAACUGACACCAAAUGAAUGCUUUCUUUGUUUCUUUAACUAUUACAUCUUACAGCAACUGUCCAAUAAGUACAUUUCUGCUGAACUUCUUUAUUUCACUUCUUUUAUCUCAUUAGCAUAUCUUACACUGAACAAAGCAGAUUCUGCUCUCUGGGGCCUGUGCCCUUUAGAAAAAUAAGUUCAUUCUUAACUCAUUAGCUGCCACAGUCUAAAAUACCAGUUAUUUUUACAUGACACAGUAUGUCAUUAUUCAGGAUAAUCCUCUACAUUCCCCCUGUUUUCUUUAACUAAACUAUUUAACUUCUUCAGAAAUUACCACUUUCCUCCUUUGCCCUGAAAUUAAUUCAUCAGCUAACACAUAUUAAAACACCCUUUUCUUAAUAAAAAAUUGCUUUUAAAGUCCAGAAUAAUCCUACUUGGAAUUAUUUCCUUCUCUCCCUCAUUUUAUAUAAAUAUAAGCCUACAACUUUCUUGAGCAGAAAUGAGAAGAGAGCUUGGUCUGUCUAUAGGUUAUAAAGAUGCAGUCCCCUGUUAUUCUGUAGAACUCCUUUGUACCAGUUGUGUUCAUGCCCAUGGACAACCUGGAGGCAAAAAACAUCUACAAAUUCCUCUUUCUCUUGCCACCAUGAGCUGAUAGAGCUGAUAUCUCUGUGCUGAAAUAAUUAUGUCUUGUCCAAAAUCUCCUCAACACCACAGGAAUCAAACUAAACCCCCAUGUUAUGGAGACAUGCAGAACGUUCUUCCAUUUCUAAACUAUGGUUCCUGACAUAGAUGGAAAAGUUACAACCCCUUACUCUCACUGAAAAAUGUGCUCUCUAUCCAAACAGCUGCUGUUGAAGGAUGAGAUUCACAGCAUCUAUGUGGAAAAAAACCCAGUGCCAUCUUAAAAAUUAUUAUGUUUAAAAACAUAAUAAUUAUGUUUAUGUAGAUGUUUUUUCACUAUCAGAAUGUGAUGAAAAAUCUCUGGAUACAAGAGUUUGUAAAAUGAGUUUUGGUUGAAAUUGUGGGGUCUUUUCCCUAAGUCAUCUACAAACAAAAAAUCAAAGCUAUGUGAUGAAAACAUCUUUUUUAGAAGUCUCCAAAUCAGAAAAAUACAAUACAAGCUUUUCUUUAAAAGCACUGAGAAAAGCAGUGCUUCUUCACUUUGGAAAAAAGAUAAUAAUGAUAAUUAUAGCAAUGUCACUGGUAAAAUUCUGGCUGAAAACAACCCUGUAAGUUUCCCAGCAGCCCUACAGCCUGGUCUCUGGAGCUGCAGAUGAUUCCAUGCAAUCUGCAAGACUCUGCAGUGAGAGAGAGUUCAGAAUUCACAGUUUGCUUGUUGUCAUACCAGUUAUUUCAUGAAAGUAAGUUAGAAAGAAACUAGACUACAAAAAUCACAGGAUUUCAUGAUGAAAUACUGAGCAUUUCCAUCCUGCAUCCCAGCCCACUGCCUUGCAAAGUCCAGGGACAAUACAGGUAAUUUCUUUUUAACUUUCUGGACACCAUGGUCCCCAGCCUUUGCUCUGUUUUUGACAGCAGGUUGUGCAGGUUUCUGGGCAGUCUAAGUGGGUAAUAGCACAGAGGGCUCUAAGCUUCCCCCAGCAGUUGAUAAGGCUGAAUGGAAAACUUUGAGCUUUGCCCCACAUGUGAGAUUCAAACAGACCCCAUGCAUACUUUCAUAUUGUGUAUUUUGGCUAGCAGAAGAUUAGAGAUGUUAGUUUUGGACAGGAGCCAUUCACCUUGCAUAAUAUUUAUUGCACAGAGAUGGAUAUUGAAAACAUAUUUUGAGAACUUUCAUUUUGGUUUUAUUUGAGCUAUUACUCUAGAAAUGCCUUCAUUUGAAUAUUAUGGUUUAAGAGACCUUCAAAUUGAACAGUAAUGCAUUUUAAAAAGAUUAUUGGUUCUCCUGAUGUGUUCAAGGCAGAGAUGAAAACUAAAUUAUAAUGUCUUAUUUACAAGACUGUAACUGGAAAUAAGGUAGGUAAAUCUAAAGGGUGAUGAUAAGUUACGUAGUAAAAGUGAAUAGCCAACAAACCAAAACCCGUUUAAUUUUAUUUGUUGUAACCGGAUCAUAUCCAAAAAUUAUUCUGUGGUGCUGUCCCAGGAAUAAUUCCAGGUGUUGGAAGACCUACAGUAUAAAUAGACAGGACCAUGUAAAGAUAAGGGAGAGAAAAAAGAGCAGAAAACAAAAUAACUUGUCCAAGACUGUAAGGAAAAUCAACAGGAUCAAGACUAGAAAUUAUAAUUCUGAAGUUUACCAAUCUGUGGCUUUCUCCAUAAACCUCUGGAGCUUUUUAUUUUUUUUAAUAUUAGAAGCACACAAAUCUCUCCACACUCCCAGCUGUCACUGUGCUGCACAGAAUAGUCACUCUUUUAUCACCAGUGAGGUUUUCCAGACAGUAAUAUUCAAUUUUCAUUAGCUCAGAUACUGUGGUAUGUUUGGCUAUCACAGGAUUUAAAUGCCUUGGAUAUCAAAGUAUAUUUUAACAUCUUCGCAUUUCCUGGCAUUUUCUCUGUAAUUCUGGGAAAUUAUUGAAUUUUACUAGAACCCCUGUGCUGGUGCCCCACAUUUGUGCAGCCCAGGUGUCAAAACAAGGUGUCUGCUGGAUUUGGGCUCUACACACCUGGUUUUUGCCACCUAGAAGCAGCUCCCUCAGUAUCUGAGCUCUCUGUGGCUCAGGGAGGAGACAUGACUUAAAGAUUAAAUGGGUUUCUGUAGAUCUUAGCUCAGGAACCCCACAUGAAUGGCUUCAGCACAGGUCUCUGACCAAACACUCCUUUUAUUCUGUUGUCUUACCCUGAAGUACAACCUAGGGUCACUGUCUUCAAUACAGUGUGCAGAGCAAUGCUGGAUAAUGAACCCUCCCUGUGGUUGAUAAAAUGAGUUGUUUACUAAUCAGCUGUGGCAGCCCAGCAUUAAUUAAAACACAGUAGUAGUGGUUAGCACAGACUUAUGCACUCUGUCACAAUGGAUCAUGAUUUCUUAAUUUUAAUGGUUUUCUAAACCACGACUUUAAAACCUGGACCAGAUUUGAUACGUGCUCUGGAAGCAGCACUGACUACCAACUUCAGAGGGCUUCAGUUUCCUCUGUGGGUUUCUCAGAAAACUAAAAACUGACUCAACUCUUUCUUCCAAAGGAAAGCUCAGAUUCCCAUGUUAUCACAAGCUUACAAGAGCAGGAGAUUUAGCAAAAACAUUCAUGCCCACCACAUAAAAUAGCAAACAGUGGUGAUCCUGCUUAUCUCUGAGAAUCAGCAUCAAGAGUCACCCCAUGUCUGGCAGUCCAGGACACGACUUUGGGUGAGUCCGAAGCUCAAUGGUCUCAUGAUUCAUCUUCUCAACACUGUUGCAAGGGACACCAACACAAUUCACAUUAAAUGUGACUGUAGCAUUAUCAACAAAUGCUAAGUACCUGCCAAGAUCUUGCCCUGGUGGAAUAAAUAAUCUCAUAUCAUCAGCAACAAAUCUAAUCUCUCCCCUCUCAGUGUUUUAAUGCUUUUCUUGCCUAACUACAGACACUAUAUUAACAUGCACUGCCACUUGGAGAACCAGUCAGUAAGCUGGGACAGAAGGUAUUUUAUAUUUUAUGACUGAAGUAGUUUCUCUUCAAUCCCUAGAGCUGUUGAAUAAUGCAUUAAGUCUUCUGGCAAUAAAUGAUGAACAUGAUUUAUGAUAACUAUGCUUUAUACAGGUGUCAAAAAUCUGCUUUGUUGAACUUCCCUUCCUAUUCCUCUGAGCUCCACUGUAAUUUAGGAACACCCAAGGUACAGAGUUGUAUAUUUAUCUAAGUUCUUCAGUAUACAAUUGUGGAGAAAGAGAGAAUGGAAAGAGGGAGAACUUAAUCUGUGUUUAGUGCAUUGAUUAGUCAAGUGAUAUGACUCAGUCAUUACCAUAUACCACUGUUAGGGAGGAAUUUCCCAUCAUAUAUUUAUGUUAGAGAAACCAAAGUGCCAAGGUUAUUAUCUCAGCAUAAGUGUUACCAUGCCAAACUUUGCUUAGUACCGUAUUUCUGUAUUAUAUCCAAAAAUUGUAUGGUCUUGUCAUAUCUCUGAAGUGAUCAAUGUUCCAUGGAGUGUGCUAAAACCCAGCUUCAAUUUAAGCAGAUUUCAGUUUAACUGAAGCAGAAAGAUAAAUUGCUGAAGUUUGAGAUCACAGGGUGUGUGUGUGUGUGCGUGGUGUGUGUGGUGCGUGUGUACAUUUAUGUGUGUAUGUUGUCUGUGUUCUGUCCCAAUCCAAAUUCAGCCUUUUCUAUGACUAACAUUUCAGGAGGCACCUUAAUCUAGCUAAAGGCAGAGAGGUCUUUGCAAUAAGUAGGCAAUACUUUAGGACUGAUUAACCAUCCAGCAGAUCAUACUCACACCGAAAUUCAAACUGCAUAUUUGUCAGUUUUCAGUUCAAAUAUAUUUCAGAUAUUUUUUCCUGUUCCGCCUCCUGCUUUUGUGAACUGUUUUGAAGAGUGUAAUAAAAAGAUACUUUCUAAUAUUAUUUUAUCAAAAUAUUUUUGUAGCAUAAUAUAUUAAUAAAAUGUUAUUAUAAAUCCAUA